Molecule: messenger RNA, 1554 nt
Organism: Diprion similis
Lineage: Eukaryota; Metazoa; Arthropoda; Insecta; Hymenoptera; Diprionidae
Product: lysosomal acid glucosylceramidase-like
Exons: 7
Coding region: 28-1545 (505 amino acids)
Biological process (GO): glucosylceramide catabolic process
Molecular function (GO): glucosylceramidase activity
Source: RefSeq, a predicted model, not a curated record
AGUCGGCAGAGUGCAGAUUGAAACAUCAUGCGACGUUGCAUCUUCUUACUAGUCGCGUGGAUAUACACAGCUCGAAGUGUUCCAUGUAUACCUCGCGAUUUUGGUAACAAUGGAACAGUGUGUGUAUGCAAUGCUACUUAUUGCGACAGCACUCCGGAACUCGAGGUUCCAGACAUUGGUUUCUAUGUCCAUUACACAUCAAGUAAGGACGGCUUGAGAUUUUCCAGGAUAGAUGGCGUUUUUAACAAGGAAUUACGUGCUGAUUCUGAAAGUUUUCGACUGGACUUUGACACUACUUUUCAACCAAUCCAUGGCUUCGGAGGUUCUUUUAGCGAUGCAGCGACCAUGAAUAUAAAAACGCUGAGCCUAGAUACUCAAGAAAAUUUAAUGAGAACGUACUUCACUAAGGAAGGUAGUAAUUAUCAUUUCGGUCGUGUACCAAUUGGCUCAACUGACUUCUCCACAAGGUCAUAUACCUACGAUGACUAUGAAGGUGAUGUGUCACUGGAAAAAUUCUGUCUCGCAGACGAAGACUUACUCUACAAAAUUCCACUGAUGAAGAAAGCUUUAGAAUUUAAUCCGGAAAUUAAAUUUUUCGCGGCGGCGUGGACUGCUCCACCAUGGAUGAGGACGAACAACAAUUACACAGGUUACGGAUUUCUACGAAAUGAAUACUACCAAGUAUAUGCUGAAUAUCAUGAAAAAUUUUUGAACAAGUACGAAGAUCACGGAAUCAAAAUGUGGGCUAUUACGACGGGCAACGAACCCUUUUAUGGUAUGCUAAGCAUCACUUAUUAUAACAGUAUGGGAUGGCUACCGAAAGAUGUCGGCACAUGGGUAGCGAACAACCUUGGUCCAACCAUCUGCGAAUCGAGGCACAACAAAACUCUGAUUCUCGUCUAUGACGACUCAACAACAGGUUUAGUCUCAUACAUCAAUGAAACGUUUUCGAACGAGUUAGCCAGGAAAUAUAUAGCCGGCAUUGCUAUUCAUGGAUAUACAGACGCAAGCAUUUCUGAAAACGUGCUUGACGACACACAUGAAAACUAUCCUGAAAAGUUUCUCAUCCUUACCGAGUAUAGUAAUGGAAGUCCAGACGCAGAUACUGGGAUUGUUCCUUUGGGAUCUUGGGAUCUCGGCGAAAAUUACAUAUUGGAUAUCAUCGAAAAUUUACAAAACUGGGUAACUGGCUGGGUGGACUGGAAUCUGGCUCUGAAUAAAUACGGCAGACCCAAUUGGAGAGGAAUCUACGGGGACUCCGCAAUUAUCGUAGAUCCAGAAACCGACGAAUUUUACAAACAACCAAAGUAUUACGCCAUCGCGCACUUUAGUAGAUUCAUUCCACCAGGUUCGGUCAGGAUAGGACUUACCGACGGCCUGACAUCCGUCAAGGCUGUAGCUUUUAAAACACCGAAAAACGAGACUGUCGUUGUGAUGUAUAAUGCAUACCUCACGGACCGAAAUGUGACAAUUUACGAUUCAAGACGAGGGCAGAUCUGGUUAGAGUUACCACCGAAAUCGAUCCACACCCUCAUAUACUAUUAGGGUACCGCG